AUGACCACAGAAGGAGCGGCCAAGGAGACCGAAUCGACAGCGACGGCCUCCUCGUCCACUGCAACCUCGACGACCGCAUUGGAUGAUGCGAGCGAGCCGACCACUGCAGAGAUUCCGUCCACAACAGCUCCGUCCACGACGACGUUUGAACCGCUUCGCGACGACAACGAAACCACCGCCACCACUGUGUCAUCGACACUGACCACAGAAGGAGCGGCCAAGGAGACCGAAUCGACAGCGACGGCCUCUUCGUCCACUGCAACCUCGACGACCGCAUUGGAUGAUGCGAGCGAGCCGACCACUACGGCGAAUCCAACCACAACAGCUCCCUUCACGACGACAUCCGAAGCGCUCCGCGACGACAACGAAACCACCGCCACCACUGUGUCAUCGACACUGACCACAGAAGGAGCGGCCAAGGAGACGAAUCGACAGCGACGGCCUCUUCGUCCACUGCAACCUCGACGACCGCAUUGGAUGAUGCGAGCGAGCCGACCACUGCAGAGAUUCCGUCCACAACUGCUCCGUCCACGACGACGUUUGAACCGCUUCGCGACGACAACGAAACCACCGCCACCACUGUGUCAUCGACACUGA
Ostertagia ostertagi is the source of this 597-nucleotide messenger RNA. NCBI's taxonomy places the organism in Eukaryota, Metazoa, Nematoda, Chromadorea, Rhabditida, Trichostrongylidae. The record is from the annotation of a GenBank genome assembly.